This is a messenger RNA of Miscanthus lutarioriparius, 1032 nucleotides long. NCBI's taxonomy places the organism in Eukaryota, Viridiplantae, Streptophyta, Magnoliopsida, Poales, Poaceae. The record is from the annotation of a GenBank genome assembly.
AUGGCAGAAUCGUGUACUGUUUCGAAUUCUGGGAAUAAGCGCAGUCUCCCAGCAUGGAUGUUGAAAGCAACCUCAGGUAAUCAAGUGGCAAAGACCGAAGAUCAGAAUAAGCAGGCACUGGAAUCUGAUGAGCAAAUUGGGGCUCUUAAUCAGAGCAAGCCCAUCAAAAGGAACAACAGAAGGCCGUUAAAAAGCUUGGAUUCAGAGGCUGCUGGUGAACUGGGAGCUUUGCGGCGAUGUGAGGGUAGAGAAAAGGCCAGAAGAAAGAGCAAGGAUGCUGUCAAAGAUGAAGUUGAAGAAAAUGUGGAAGUAAAGAGUAAGAAUGUAAGAAAAGCUAGUGGAAGAGCUGCUCCAAAGAAUAGCAGGAAACGGAAGCUGGAUAAUGUCGAAUCAGAACCAUCAUCACCAGUAUCAAUUGAUGAUGACAUAGAGCUUACUGUUGAGGAUCUUGUGAGCAUAGCUGAAGAGUUUGUUAAUGCUGAUAAACAGAAACAAUGUGAACUUGAAACUGUGAAGGCUACCAGACAGAAAGAGCAUCUUCUGUGCCCUACAAUUUCCACUGAGGCAGAUACAGGACAGUCAGUAGUAAAUGAUCGAUCAGUGAAAGGAUUGAUGCAGUGCACAACAGUCACAAGAAAUAUAAGAGCAAUCGAGUAUACAGAAGACGAGAACACUACGCAUCAAGAGGUGGAGUGUCCGUCAAGUAUCAAAACGACAGAAGAUGUUGCACAGGAUAUGAUAAACCUGUUAUUCGGUCAUCUAUUGAGUAAACCUGCUGGCAACACAAAGAAAUCUGAUCCUGUAGAAUCAAUGACUAGAACUAUAAAUCAGGUACCAGAGGAGAAAGGCUGGCAUAGCAAAGUACCAAGGCAGGAGGAAUCUGUGAAGAAAUCAGAGCCUGUAGAAUCAAUGACUACGACUAUAAAUCAUGUGCCAGAGAAGAAAGACUGGCGUAGCGAAUUACCAAAGCUGGGCGAACCUGUGACAAAGAAGAAGAGCAGCCUGAGAGAUAAGGUGGCCUUGUUUAUGUGA